UUAAUUUCGCAAUUUCUUGCAGCUCCGGACCCGUAGUCCAUGCAGCUCGAGUCUCUGGGGCGGGGAGUUUCUGACUGAAUGACGCUGCUGGAGCUAGCGGAGGACGCGCUUGACCUCCUGUCCCGUGAUGCUCUCUCUGCGUGUUGCGGAGCGGUUGAGAGCGGCAGUCAGGGGCGGUUAGCUGCCCGUUAGCUCGGUGCCGCCGCAAGGGGGGCGGAGAAGAAGAAGAAGAAGAAGACGACGACGACGAAGAAGAAGAAGAAGAAGCUGCUGCUCUCUGUCAGCUACCUGGCAGAGAAGAGCCGCUCACACCAAGAGAGACAAACUUUCCGGAGAAACUUUCAGAGUCCCGCUGGAUUGUUUACGAUGAUGAUGAUUAUUAUAUAGAUGUCUAUUUUUUUUUAAACUGAGUUUGCUCGCAUCAUGCUUCCACAGAGACAGAGGAGACUAGCCCACAGCGGCUAUCUUGGCUAAUUGGUGAGAAAUACUUGAACCGCUGAGAGGCUGGACCCGCCUCAGACUAAAGUACCGGCGGCCGCUGCUCAGACACAAGUUUGACAAGGGCCCGCCUGCUACUCCUCCGCCCGGAUACAAGGAAGGCCGACCCAUACGUGGGACCAGACACCCCGAGCUUUCUCGUCGGGGGUCCGGGCCUUGGACUUUUUUUUAUUUUUAUUAUUUUUUUCUGGACGGCAGAGAGCAAGAUGAACUCCGGGGGAAAUGUGCAGUGACGGUACGUGCCUUAAUCGCGUCCCUCGGUUGUGAGCUGCUUCGCCGGACGUUAGCGCGGCACUUCGUCCCCCCCCCUCCUCCCUCCUCCUCCUACUCCCCCCCACAGGGCUGCCUAGAAUCGCCAAAGAUGUCGGGGAAAACGACGGGGAAGAAGAAAAGUUGCUUCCGGAUCACGAGCGUAACUCUGGCCGGGGGCCUGAUCGGCGACGGCGGCAGCGGCGAUCAGCGGCUGGACGACCCGGAGGAAGCCAGGACCGAGCUCCGGUCGCCGGUGGCGUUCGAUCGGUUCGACGCCGGGGGGUGUGACCGGGCCCCGGCGGAGGAAACGUCGAACAGCGUCGGGGAGAACCAGGAGGGCCAGCCGCCCAUGGCAAGUCCUGUCAACGGGGGGUUCGCUAUUAAACCCACACCCAGUGGUCGUAACACCCCACACAGCGUGGAGGGGAGUGUGCCUUUUGUCCCCAGCUCCAGUAUGGGGAGCAGUGCCGCUGCUGCUGCUCUCACCAGCAUGAUCCAGGCAGCCAGCAGCAGCAGCACCAGCUGUAGUAGUAGUAGUUCUCGGUUUAGAGUCAUUAAACUUGACCAUAGUAAUGGAGAGCCCUUCAGACGGGGCAGGUGGACGUGUACCGAGUUCUACGAGAAGGAGUCGGAUUCAGGAGCUCAUCGGACUGUGGACAGCUUUAAGUCCUCCCCGUCCGUGGACCACAGCGGGGACAGAGACAGUGGGUUAGGGGCUACUUAUAAUUUUGCUGUCAGCGGCGGUGCUUUCCCGGCACCGGCCCGGGACAACUGCACAGAGUCCCCCGCUGGACACCACACCCACUCUCAGGCCUCUGAGCCCCCGCAGCAGGGCCACGGCCUGUCCCCUCAGGCCGAGGGUGGAGCAAGUGCCUUCCAGUCCACGGUGUACGCCGCCGCCGCAUCGCCACAGCAGGCCGCACGGGCUCAGGGCAACGCGUCGCCCCCCGCCGGCCCCCAGACUUUCGCACCCGACGGCCUCAACGGUGACGCCGGCUCGCGCUCCGGUUUCGUUUCAGGAAGCGCGCAGCAGCAGCAGCCUUCAGGGGGGGCGGGCGGUGCCCCCGCACCCUCCGCCGCCCCCGUCUCCGUCCACGGCGAUGGCCAGAACGUGCCUGCCACAGUGCCAAGUACAACCGGCGUGCCCCCGGGCGCGGCGAGUCAGGCGGGGGGACUCAUCCAGCUGCAGGGGGGAGUCGUCAGCUCGACAGAACCGCUGUUCCACCGCGGCGCCGUCGCGGUCCCAGCGAAGGACGGCGUCCGCUCCCCUAUCGGCGAGGGCUUCCGGCUGUCCAGUCCCACCGUCAACAGCUUCUUCGGCAUCCAGAUUACGAUGAACGAGGACGGAGACGGGAACCCGUCCACUGCGUUCUACCAGGCUUUCCGGCCUCGCAGACCAAGGGGGUCAAAGCCCGUCAACGAUAGCGCGUCUGGUGCCAACGUAGUCGCCAUCGAUAACAAGAUCGAGCAGGCCAUGGACUUGGUGAAGAGCCACCUGAUGUACGCCGUGCGCGAGGAGGUGGAGGUGCUGAAGGAGCAGAUCAAGGAGCUGUACGAGAGGAACUCUGUGCUGGAGCGCGAGAACGCCGUGCUGAAGUCGCUGGCGAGCACGGAGCAGCUCAGCCAGCUGCCCGGCCAGCUCGGCUGCCUGUCGCCGCCGCUGCAGCUGCAGCUGCACCAGCCCCCGUUCAUCAAGAACGGCGCCCACUCCCUGGUUCACCACGAGGGGAGCCAAGGCGUCUCCUAUCAGCCCAACAUCACCUCGGCGUGAGCACCCCCCCACCCCCUCCAUUUACCCUCUUAAACACAUGUUUUAAAGACAUGCCUCCCACGGACAGGAGCAGAAUGUCCUCGUCGGGGGGGAAAACAAACACAACAAACUGUCCUGUUAGCCCUUAAAGCAAAAGGCAUGGCUCUGCACAGUGCGUGCCAACACAGGGGCCUUCACACCGUUAAGACAUUUACCAACACUUUAAGUCUUAUUGUGUCCUGUGCUUGGCUGCGCGUGAGCCAUUAAACUGAAUGUCGUCCCUGUGCAGGAGGUGGGGGGGUGGUGGUGGGAGGCGUUCGUUAGCUCGGUGAGCUUAAAUUGUCGGGACAAAGAGCUUGAAGACAGUAUUAGCGACGAAAAGAAAAACAAACGUCCGGCACAAACUGUCCUCCAAGUGUCCCCACGUCACUCCAGGGCUGGAAGAGGAGGAGACGCGGCGCCGGUCGGACCGAGCGGAAGAAAGACGUCGUCGUCGAGCAGAGGAGGAGAGGAUCGGGUCGUCUCUGCUCCACCCGAGCGAGACAGGAGCCUACGCUUUUUAAAAUAAAUAUAUAUAUAUAUAUAUAUGCUGCAUCGAACGCUUGUUUUCUCAAAGCCACCGUACUUUUGGCAAGAAUCGUAACAAAAAAAUACUCUGUAGUUCUGUUUUUUUUUUUUUUGGUUUUUUUUUAGCAAUUUUUUGUUUUCCAUUUAUUUAUUUCAGGGCUGCUAUUUUCAUAAUGUAAAAUGAACAACAUCAUGAAGUGACUUCAAAAUUCAAAACAACUUAAUUUAGUAUUUUUUAUUUUUUUUUUUGGGUAUUUUAACACCUGACAGGUAGUAUAACAUUUGUUAGUUUUUUUUCAACGUGAGUAAAGUAGGCAAUAACGUUCCUUGGUUGAAAUUGUUCUCGUGAACUGGUGGUAACACUAAAGUGGAGCUUUUAUGAGGUGAAAUCCAGGUUGAAUGUAUAUUUUGUAAAGUAUUAAAGAGCGGGGGAGGGUUUGUACAGGGCAAUGCCUGUUAGGGUAUAACAUAUGAUGGGAUGUUUCAAUAAAGAAAACUAUGAAUUUACUUUUUUCUAGAUUUUUUUUUUGCUUUUUUUUCCGUCAAAACAGAAAUUAUUUUUUUUUUUAGGGGCGUAAGAGAUGAAAAGCUGUGAAAAUUGUUCAACCUACUUUAUAACCAAAGACUCAAAAAACUGUGUUAAGUCAUUUUUAUUAAAUGCAUGUUUAUUUUUUAUUUUAUUUUUUUCCCCUCUGACCUUUCCCAUAUAAGUUUUGUUGCUGUUUUGCAUGUCCUGCAUGAUCUGUCAUCAGACCACUUUCUUACCUCAUUUUAUUUUAAAGCAGCACUCUUAUUUUCUGUCAAGUCUGUGAAUGAUUAUUGGAGGAUUUGUGAACAAGAAAGGGAGCUGUGAGCAAGAGGAGUGGAGCAAGUAAGGGAGGGGGGGGGGUUGUGGUGGUAAAACGGGCGAAAAGGUUGGGAAUGUAUUUUGUUUGAGGAGGAGAAGCGGAACCGUGUGCGUAAGAAGCGAGGAGCCAUCUUCAUCGUUUGUUUUAAUCUGAUACACAGAGGGAAGCUGUUGUGACGUUGCAGGUUUUGAUCAAACGCAGCAUUUAGUUUUUUCGCCUGCAGUGUGCAGCAUUUUGCUUGCAAAGACAAGGAGAGCGAUAUGCGUUGAAACUGAACAUUUCACACUUGAAAGCUGCUUUUUAGGGGAUGUCCUGUCCGUCUCACGUUCUCUGUGCCUCCUGUACCUGCGGUCGGCGGGCCGCUCGGUCCAUUUCUCUGUGGCUUAGAACCGAAUCAAACUGCUUGGUAAUUGUACAAUCAGACAUCUCUCUUAAAUCUUUUUUUUUUUUUUUUCCCUCCCACCCUUAAGUUUUUUUUUUUUUUGUAUUUUGUUUGAAGGAGACGCCGUGUACAUGCCAAAUGUGCUGUAUAAAAGUGAUCACUGAGCCUUGGAGAAAAACAUCAAAACGAAUGCCCUCGUAAUGUGCUGUUAAAGACAAUUUUUUUUUAGUUUUCAUUCGGAAAUAAAUAACUUGUUUUACCA
This is a messenger RNA of Fundulus heteroclitus (mummichog), 4559 nucleotides long. It is a transcript of the gene tsc22d2, whose product is annotated as TSC22 domain family 2. Gene Ontology annotation, biological process: regulation of transcription by RNA polymerase II. The record is from RefSeq and is a predicted model, not a curated record. The transcript is spliced from 4 exons. Bases 860 to 2521 code for a protein of 553 amino acids. Lineage: Eukaryota; Metazoa; Chordata; Actinopteri; Cyprinodontiformes; Fundulidae.